This is a messenger RNA of Schizosaccharomyces osmophilus, 1647 nucleotides long. It is a transcript of the gene csi1, whose product is annotated as mitotic centromere-SPB clustering protein Csi1. Lineage: Eukaryota; Fungi; Ascomycota; Schizosaccharomycetes; Schizosaccharomycetales; Schizosaccharomycetaceae. The coding region runs from base 1 to 1647 and encodes 548 amino acids. The transcript has a single exon. The record is from RefSeq and is a predicted model, not a curated record.
AUGAAUCCAGGUAAUCCGACUUCUGGAUUAUGGAGAAAAUUUAAGCAAUUCUGGUUGAAUGCUAAAAAUGAAUAUUUGGAAUGGGAAAGACAACAACUGAACGAGCCGUCGACUAAUUUGAGAGAAACUCAAGAUAGAAACUCAAUAACCAAAAAACCGGAUGUACAGUUUAUCCCACCCCCUAAUCCUUCUUCUAAAAAGAGAAAAAAGCGGCAUGUAUCUGAAGACUCUCCCAGAAAAACUCUAGCAAGAGGUCAUACCCCGAAACAGCAGACAUCCAACAAGAUUGAUGUCAAAUCAGAACCGACUUCACCAAAUAAACGUAUUCAUCUUGACCUCAAUAAUGAUGAUUCUUUUGAUGCUCCUUUCCUAACCCCUAUGAAUGAUUUAUCACCUUCACGUUCGCGAUUCCAUCCACACCGACAACCCUUACCAUCUUCAUCUUUGCAUGCCUCCGGAUUUUCCAUUCAACCCAGGAUUCCUUCUCUUUCUUCUCCAUCUCAAUUUCAUUUUCAUGAUCCUCCAACACAAACGGAUCCUCCUUUCCCUACUUCAUCUCCGAAAACUGCUACACAUACGAAUUCCGAAUCAUUGGUUCUUUUUCAAAGGCUUGAAAGUAUCGAAUCUAUGUUACAUAAUUUACAGGAUAAAUUAAACAACUACGAACGAAAUACUAGCGCAAGCCCUCUUUUGUUUGGACCACCAAAUGGCAGGUCUUCCCCUUCGUUACCGAACUUCCCUAGCCAUUCGACUCCUCUCCCUUCAGCGCUCUCUCAGCAGCAGGACUCGAAUCUUCAAAGAAAUUUCCUAAAUUUCUCAUCCGGCAGGAACGAAAUUUCUGGCUCAGUCGAAGAGAAUCGUGAAGUGAAAAAGAAUGGUAAGGAACUUUACGAACUCAGUAGUGAAAGCUCAUCUGAAUCUGAAGAUUCCUUAAUCUUGGAAGAAUUUUCUGAGUCCCGUGCAUUCAAUUCCCCAAAAGCCACCCAAGACAACAAUUUGCAAACGCUGGACGCAAAGAAAGGAACUGGGAACAAUGUAUCUUAUAAUAUAUCUGCCUCUUCAACGCUUGGAAAUCAGAAUGAACCUUCAAAUCAAAACAUGUUUGAUACUUCUACUCCGAUUUCCAAUCGGACAGCAGCAUCUGCUGAUAAACAUACGGAAAUGAAAAAAGAGACGCCAGAUUUGUCAAAUAAUAAAGAUACCAUCUUAGCUGGUGGAAAUACGGAAAUGGCUCAGCAUGAACCACUCAAGGAGCAACCAGCUGGUUCAAGCUAUAUAGACACUAAAAAUGAUUCUGCUGACCAUCGUCAGAAAAACAACAAGAGUGUUCCAACGACAGGAAUAUCUAACGAAAGGCCAGACAUUAGCACAACCAUGUUUGAACAAUUAACACCCAUCCCUAAAACAUCAUGGAGUCGCUACAGCCAGAAACGAGAAGUUCCAAAUACGGUGGUCGAACAUCCAAGAAAAAGCCCUUCCAUAAAUAGCCAGACUCAGUCACCAAGGCAGGGGCAAGAAAGUACAAGUAACGAUAUUGAACAUACAAAAGAGGCACUUGCAAGACUUCGAUCAAAAAUGCAAGAACGUUUGAAGAGACGCAAUUCUGAAAGGAAAAAUCAAACACAAGAGUCUCAUCGCGGGCGAUGA